AGGUAUGACCGGAUACUGCUAGAAUGUGCCUUGAUUGAUCCGCACCAGGAAUGGCUCGGGACAGCACGGAGACUCGCUUCCUGGAGGUGCUGGACCGGUUCGGGGGACCGCAACAUGUCCAGCUAGUGGGAGAACUGUGGGACCGGGCGGAGAGCCGGGCUUUGCUGGAGGGAUUUCUGUGGGAGCUUUUCCCGGCUGAGCUUCCCCUGGGAGCGGACAUACUGAAGAGUGAAGCGGCUCAGCAGGGCGGCCGUGAUGACAAUGUUUCCCGGUGUAGAGGGAGCCCGGGGCACACCGCUGAUAGGAAUGCACCCCAGGGAAAGGAGAGCUCCGGGCACGGUGGUGUCGACAAUGUUCCCCGGGGUAAGGGGAGCUCGGACCAGCGUACUCCAUCCCCCCAGUCUAAACCGGAUCGGACUUUAAACUUUGGACUGGUGUUCUUCUUGUGCCGCCCUAAAUCUUUACAGGUUCGAGGGACGAGUCGUCAGCUGCGGGAGAUCCUGCGGGAUGUUCGGGAACGGAUGCCGGGAGGGGGCGCUGUGAUCGGGGUGAUAAUGAAGCCGGUCAGCACUGAGAAGAGCGGUGACAGCGGGCAGGAGAUGGAGGUGAUGUGUGAGGACGAUGGUGGUGGCGGCUCUGAGGCUGCUGUCUCUGCUCUCCUGACCAUGCUGCAGUCGGUGUUCCCGGUGAAGAGUCGGGGCAGACUGUGUUCAGAGGUCCGAGCCUCUGCCCUGAUCCCCGGACAGGAGGAGACCAGGAGGGACAUCCAGAGACUGGCCUGCGAGGCGCUCACAGCAGCAGAUGAGCUGAGGAGACUCAAACCCAAAAUGAAGUCACGCUGUUUCUUAUGGAGGAGGAGGAGAUGGAAGGACCACGUGGAGAAGGAGUCCAUUCAAGAAGGAACACCUUUGGCUGUGUUGCAGUAUCCCAAUGGAGCUUGUGCUGAGAGGACUACUGAUGCCUAGUAUCUGCCAGUGAUGUCCAUUUUCUCAGAGAUUAGGACUUCUAAAGGAU
Molecule: messenger RNA, 1014 nt
Organism: Nanorana parkeri
Lineage: Eukaryota; Metazoa; Chordata; Amphibia; Anura; Dicroglossidae
Gene: CUNH2orf72
Product: chromosome unknown C2orf72 homolog
Exons: 3
Coding region: 51-965 (304 amino acids)
Source: RefSeq, a predicted model, not a curated record